AUGCUUGCAGCAAAUGUGCUAAAUCUAAUAACAAAGACAAUUCAGCGCGAACUGCUGGUGAAUAAUGAGAAUCUGAGCGAAUAUGCGCAUCCCAGUGAUGAAGAUUCGGCAUCCGAGGGUUAUUGUAUAUCCUGGCACGAAAUACUGCAAUUAGCCCGCAGCUAUGGACUAUUGGAUGCCAGUGACAUAAGGCGUUACGAGAGAGGUGAAUAUGAAUUGGAUGAGUUGCUAACGCUUUACGACCGGCUGUUCGGAAAUGCGAGAAGCACACGCCGUUCGCGUUAUCACAAUCGCUCUUGGGGUGGUCAGUAUGUGCAAGGCACGCGUCGUCGUGGCUCGUUAUAUCGUCGUUUGCGCAGGACGCAAUCAUUCUGA
Gongylonema pulchrum is the source of this 375-nucleotide messenger RNA. The record is from the annotation of a GenBank genome assembly. NCBI's taxonomy places the organism in Eukaryota, Metazoa, Nematoda, Chromadorea, Rhabditida, Gongylonematidae.